Molecule: messenger RNA, 1254 nt
Organism: Cynocephalus volans (Philippine flying lemur)
Lineage: Eukaryota; Metazoa; Chordata; Mammalia; Dermoptera; Cynocephalidae
Gene: CPA3
Product: carboxypeptidase A3
Exons: 11
Coding region: 1-1254 (417 amino acids)
Biological process (GO): proteolysis
Molecular function (GO): metallocarboxypeptidase activity; zinc ion binding
Source: RefSeq, a predicted model, not a curated record
AUGAGGUUCAUCCUGCCCGUGGGUUUAAUCGCAACCACCCUUGCGAUGGUUCCUGUCUGCUUUGACAGGGAGAAGGUGUUCCGCGUGAAGCCCCAAGAUGAAAAACAAGCAAACAUCAUAAAGGACUUGGCCAAAACUAGUGAGCUUGACUUCUGGUAUCCAGAUUCCAUCCACCAUGUAGCUGCUAACAUGACCGUGGAUUUCCAAGUUGGUGGGAAGGAAUCCCAAUCUGUCCAGUCUGCCUUGGAUCUAAAUAAAAUGCACUAUGAAAUCCUGAUUCAUGAUCUACAAGAAGAGAUCGAGAAACAGUUUGAUGUUAAAGAAGAUAUGCCCAGUAGGCACAGCUAUGCAAAAUACAAUAACUGGGACAAGAUUGUGGCUUGGACUGAAAAAAUGGUGAACAAGCAUCCUGAAAUGGUUUCUCGUAUUAAAAUUGGAUCUACUGUUGACGAUAAUCCACUAUACAUUCUCAAGAUCGGAAAAAAGGACGAAAGAAAAAAGGCUAUUUUUAUGGACUGUGGCAUUCAUGCACGAGAAUGGGUCUCCCCAGCAUUCUGCCAGUGGUUUGUCUACCAGGCAACCAAAACUUAUGGAAAAAACAAAAUUAUGACCAAACUCUUGGAUCGAAUGAAUUUUUAUGUUCUUCCUGUGUUCAACGUUGAUGGAUAUAUUUGGUCAUGGACAAAGAACCGCAUGUGGAGAAAAAAUCGUUCCAAGAACCAAAACUCCAAAUGCAUCGGCACUGACCUCAACAGGAAUUUUAAUAUUUCAUGGAACGGUGUUCCUGACACCAGUAAUCCAUGUAUGGACAACUAUAGGGGCCCAGCACCAGAAUCCGAGAGAGAGACAAAAGCUGUUACUGACUUCAUUCGAAGCCACCUGCAAUCAAUCAAGGCUUACAUCACCUUCCAUUCCUACGCCCAGAUGUUAUUGUUUCCCGACGGAUAUACAAUAAAACUGCCACCCAACCACGAGGACCUGGCCAAAGUUGCAAAGAUUGGCACUAAUGUUCUAGCGACUCGAUAUGAAACCUGCUACAUCUAUGGCCCAAUAACAUCAACAAUUUACCCAACAUCAGGUUCUUCUUUAGACUGGGCUUACAACCUGGGAAUCAAACACACAUUUGCCUUUGACCUCCGAGAUAAAGGCUAUUUUGGUUUUCUCCUUCCAGAAUCUCAGAUAAAGCCAACCUGUAAAGAGACCAUGCUAGCUGUCAAAUUUAUUGCCAAGUAUAUCCUCAAGCAUGCUUCCUAA